Molecule: messenger RNA, 2162 nt
Organism: Somion occarium
Lineage: Eukaryota; Fungi; Basidiomycota; Agaricomycetes; Polyporales; Cerrenaceae
Source: the annotation of a GenBank genome assembly
AGCGCAUCCUGACUCUUGAUCUAGGCGCCCCGGCUCUCUGCUUAUGCAAUGUCCUUCACGUGCUGUCCGAUAAUAACCUCCAGUGAUCGGAGACUCUAUUAUUGAAACUUGAUUGAAACUACAACUAGAAUUCGACGUUCAAGUAUCUUCCGAACAUGGAGGAUACUGAGCCUGAAUGGAGGAACCUUAGACUUUCACUGGAGCGUCCGUACACGGAUGACUCUGGAAAGCCAGUCUCAAAUCUCCUUGACAUAACCCCAGAUGGACAACAAAUAUUCGAAGAGCGAGAGGACCUCACUGCAAAAGUCGAAAAGAACUUGAGGCGGAUUUUUCUCGAACGGGGGCAUGAUUUCUUCGACAAGGAUCCCGCAAGUCGGUCUGCCAUAGAACAACAGGCCGAGCAGCAAGAAGAAGAGGCAGCGAAAGAUGAGUCUGACAGCCUGCAACCAAUGACUCCGGAGGAGUUACGAGAUAUGCGCUUUGCGAUAUUUCCGCAACUUAAUGUUGCUUUCGGUGAGAUGUCCCAAGCAAGGGACCUGCUCACUCUUCUCCUUUACAAUGCCCCGACUCAGGAGCUACCUCCAAAUGUGACAAUACCGCCCGGUUCCUUGACUGCCUCGAAUGUGUCCAAGCCUCCGCCGAUCCAGUCGGUACAGACCUUCAAUACUCAAUUGGUGAUUGGCGGAAAAGAUCUUGCUCUUCGCAAAGCUGCUAGUUUAUUUAAGGCUGCUGCAGACCGAAUGGAAAAGGGUCGAGCCUCAAGCGAGGCAUACUGGGUCGAUGCUCUGAAGAUUAGAAAGGACAAUUGGGGUCUGAUUCCGGCCCCUUUACCGCCGGGCUCUGCAACCGGUAAAGGUGCGGACAGAUCUUCCAAAGACUUCUUAAUAUCGUUCGGCCUUGAGGAAUCGCCACCGGUGUUCAGGAGACGGGCCAUCGCCUGUAUACCCUAUAUUAGGUCUGGCGGUGGCAUCCUGGAGUUCCCUGGGAGACAGCACAACCGAUUACAAGUCUCUAUACUGUCUACGGACGAGCACGGUCAGAAGCAUACAGCGAGGAAUUAUUGGAACCAUGGCGAAGAACGGUCUGGGGAUGCUUCCCUUCGGGCCGCUCAGGCUGAAGUUGUUCAGCAAGAAAUCUUUGCAAUGCUAAUACGGGAGGCCAGCAACUUCCCGACAGCGUCGGCACGAGUAUCAGAGCGUCUGGUUGCUGUGGAAGCGACAGAAAAUAUGGACCUACGCUUCGAAUUAGUUGAUAAUGAUUUAAGUAACGACGACGCAUCUUCUUCUAGCGUUCACCAAGCAACAUGCGACUCGAUAUUCGCUGCCCUACAUCUAUUACUCCUUCGAGCCCAUAGUUUCCUCAAGUCCAAACGUCUCGGUCGGGUGGGCAUCGCCCACACGCUUGCACCAGGACCUGAUUCCAUACCUCCUCCAAUACUACAACCAGUGAUUGACAUGCUACAAUACCAAGCAUUUUGUGACCGUGUGUAUCAAGAAAUUGACAAGGUCGUCCAAGCGCUCCACCGUGCGGGCGUGCCAACGAAAGUGCAUUUGCGAGAAAUUGGAGAGAGCGGAGCUCAACUGGUAUCUCUGCUACAAAACGACGACCAGAUAAAGGUAGGAGGAGAAUGUCUACUGCGAAUUGAACAGAGGCAUACAAUGCGUUUCACUUUCAACUCGCCAUCUACCCUCAUAGCACAUCUGCCUCAAGCAACACUUCCAAUCGCGACCAUCUUCCAGUUGUCUCAACUUCUUGUUGAUGAGGUCACCGGGUGCCUAUUACAACGGAUAUGUGACAUUGGGACAGAACUAUCUGAGCAUGUGCAAGGAUCUUGGUUUGUCGAUCAUCUUGCAGGACGAAGUGUUGGCCGAUGGGAAGGCCAGGUACUUAACUUCGAAAUAUCAUCCUUGGGCGUUGGUGCAGUUCACUGCACCGCGGCGUUCUUGAGUCGCUCGACUGGGCCAAGCAAAAAUAUAUCAGAAGUAACAGAAUCAUAUAAUUCGGAGAAAGCACAAAGACCACUGUUGGACUGGGCGAGAGAUAUCAUUCACGCGGCCCUUCCCCAUACGUGACCUUGAUAUUCACUACUGUACUUACCUGCAUAUAUUGAGACAUUUAUGAUAAUGAUAUUGCAAUACUUGAAAUGAACCGACUCAUAGACA